This is a messenger RNA of Cotesia glomerata, 3461 nucleotides long. It is a transcript of the gene RasGAP1, whose product is annotated as GTPase-activating protein. The record is from RefSeq and is a predicted model, not a curated record. The transcript is spliced from 13 exons. Gene Ontology annotation, biological process: regulation of GTPase activity; intracellular signal transduction. NCBI's taxonomy places the organism in Eukaryota, Metazoa, Arthropoda, Insecta, Hymenoptera, Braconidae. Bases 132 to 3257 code for a protein of 1041 amino acids.
AUUUUCAAUUUAUUGUUGGGUACCGACAAUUUAAUACUACGUUCCUGUACGAAACCCAUUCACAGAAUGAACGAACCGCUGCUUGCUUGCGUUCUGUUCGUGUAGUCACUCAGUAGUGUCAUGGAGGUAACAUGGCCGAGGAGACGCGCCUAGUUCGCGUUGAGGAGAGACUAAAAAUUAAAAUCGGUGAGGUAAAAAAUCUUUUAAGUCGAGGCCAUGGAUCCCCAGGAACACGAGAUGUCUACUGUGCAUUAUCACUUGAUCAAGAAGAAAUCUUCCGCACUAGUACGAUUGAACGAACUCUCAAUCCAUUCUUUGGUGAAGAGUUUCAGUUUGAGGUGCCGCGAAAGUUCCGCUACCUCGGUAUUUACGUUUAUGACCGUGACAGACACUUGAAACAAGAUAAGAUCCUGGGAAAAGUAGCGAUUAAACGUGAAGAUCUAGCAACGUACCAUAACAAAGAGCAUUGGUUUCCAUUGAGGCCAGUUGAUGCUGACUCGGAAGUACAGGGUAAAGCACACCUAGAGCUUGCACUUCAGCCUCAAGUUAAUCACGCACAACCUAAAUUAACAGUACGAGUUAUUGAGUGUAGUGAAUUGACUUUAAAAAAUGGUGGUUGUGAUCCCUUUGCCACUGUUACAGUUAUUUAUAGUAAUGGUAAACAAAUAAUUAAGCGUACAAAAGUUAAAAAAAAGACUGUGUCGCCGUAUUUUAAUGAAACAUUCACUUUUGAGCCUGAAUUGAUUGAACCAAAAGACAAAGAUGUUUCGCACUACUCAAUUGAUGGCGGAGAAGUUGGUGAAGUUGUUGUAGGCCUUUGGCAUGCUUCACCAGGAAUGGGUGAACAAUCUGCAUUUCUUGGUGAAGUUCGUGUCACUUUGAGAGGCUUAAAAAAACAACUCACGAGCACCACAACUGCUUGGUAUUUUUUACAACCACGAGCAGCCAAAAACCGUCCAAGUAAAAUAACACACAAUUCAUCACCACCAGGUACACUACCAGGUCUUGGAUCGUUACGCUUAAAGUUACAUUAUACAGCGGAUCAUGUAUUCCCAUCGGAAAUGUACGAUAGAUUACGCAGUUUACUGUUACAAAGUGUCAAUGUGCAACCAAUAACAUCUUCAGCGGUUUAUAUACUCGGUGAAAUUGUAGCAAGUAAAAUGGAAGCUGCUCAACCCUUGGUUAGAGUCCUCGUACAUCAUGGUCAACUAGUAUCUGUAAUGAGAGCAUUAGCUAGUCAUGAAAUUUCAAAAUUAACGGAUCCCACAACAAUAUUCCGCGGUAAUACACUGGUCAGUAAGAUGAUGGAUGAAGGUAUGCGAUUAGCUGGACUUCAUUAUCUUCACAGUACCUUGAGGCCGGCUAUGGAGCAGGUUUUUCUAGAAAAAAAACCAUGUGAGAUUGAUCCUACUCGAGUUAAAGAUGCCAACACAAUUCAAACAAAUUUGGCUAAUUUAAAGGAGUACGUAGAACGUGUAUUUACGGCAAUAACGACAUCAGGUGUACGGUGCCCACCAUUAAUGUGUGAAAUGUUUUGGUGUUUGAGAGAACUUGCUGCUACUUAUUUCCCAAAGAAUAAAGAAGUGCGAUACUCGGUUAUUAGUGGCUUUAUAUUUCUCAGGUUUUUCGCUCCUGCGAUACUCGGCCCAAGAUUAUUUGAUAUAACAACUGAACAAAUAGAUUCUCAAACAAAUAGAACAUUAACGCUUAUUUCAAAAACAAUUCAAAGCUUAGGAAAUUUGGUUAGUUGCCGCGGAGGGGCUGGUAGUGUAUGUAAAGAAGAGUAUAUGGAAGGCGUGUACAGAGAGUUUUAUACAGAAAAACAUAUACAAGCUGUAAAACAAUUUUUAGAAUUAAUUUCAACUAGUAGUAGUAGCAGUAGUAGUAGUAGUAGUGGAAUGACUCGGCAACGACCGACAAUUCUUCAAGAACAACCAGUAGUUUUAAAAGAAGGUAUAAAUUUUCUCUUUACGCACUCUACGAACUGUGGCAAGAGAGUAAUGAUCAAAAGAGCACAAGGUCGUAAACGUUUUGGACGUAAAAAUUUUAAACAAAGAUAUUUUAGACUGACUACGCAAGAUUUGACCUACUCAAAAACAAAAGGGAAGGAGCCAUUGUGUAGAAUAUUAUUGGAAGAAAUAUUGGCUGUGGAGAGACUACACGAAGACUCAUUUAAAAUGAAAAAUAUGUUUCAAAUAGUACAACCACAACGUGCAUUAUAUGUACAAGCUGGUAAUUGCGUUGAGGAAAAAGAAUGGAUUGACAUACUUACUAAAAUCUGUCAUACGAAUAGUAACAGACUAGAGAGGUAUCAUCCGAGUGCUUACAUCAACGGCCACUGGCUGUGUUGUCGAGCAGUUUCUGAGGUAGCUCCUGGUUGCAGUGAAGUGUCUCCGGGAAUUGAAGCAGGUUUAAGAAUGGUCUUGGAUCCAGAUCGUGAUCUACAAAGAAUUCAUUCACUAAUCUUCACGAAUAUGGCGCGAUUAGAGACACUGAUGAGUGCUUGUGAGUGUCAAGCUGUUUACGGUGCCAGUGAAAUGUGUGUUUUACCGGGUGGUGGUUCACCUAUCGAAGACGUACCUUCGUGUUUUAAAACACUUACUGCUUUGAGUGAUGCGGCCUUUGGAUUGCAACAAGAACACCGUGCUUACUUUAGGAAAUUAGCUCGUGACACCAAAUAUGGAAGCAAACAAGCACCAAUUGGUGAUGAUAACUACCUCCACUUAGCUGCAAGAGCCGGAUUUGAUAAUCAGCUUACGAAACGUGCUGCAUAUACAGAUUCAGAUGGCCGCAAUCAACAAUGCAUAGAAGCGGGACUAUGUUAUGAUGGUUUUACACGUCGCAUUGAGACUGAUCGUAAAUACGAUGAGUCAUUACGAAAGUGUUUGGAUUCAGAUUCAAUAAAUCGUAGGUACGAAAAUGAAAAUAAUACAUUAAAACUCUAUGAGAGUAAUGCAGAAAGCAUUCGUAGUAUACAGAAUGAUCUCAAUAAAUUUGACCGUAGUUUGAAUAAUACAUUAAAAUCAGAUAGAGUUGUUGAAAGAAAUGGUAAUGAAAAUUUAGAAAAUCAUAGGCGAAUGGAAAUGAAUAAUUUAUUAAGCAGCGAGGGUGUCAGUUUAUCAGGCUCUUUGUCUCGAAAAUUGAGUAACUAUGAUCAUGUUAAAAAAAUUAAUAUUGAUAGUUCAUUAUCGUGGAGAAUUCGAGAUGAUGCGUCUGAUAUAUCGUCUAGUUCCAUGAGUGGUCGUGGAAAUAAUUGAAAAAAUAGUUUUUUUUUUCCAUUAUUAAUAUUAAUUCAUUAUUUUUGUUGAAUAUAAAAAAGAAAGAAACCAGUGAAAACAAUAUUCUCGAUCAUAAAGUUAAUUUAUUAUCAUUAAUUUGUGUAGCAAUUGAGUACUACAAAUUGUUUAAAUUUAUAAGUUAAGUCAUCUAUAAUUAAUGCAUCAUUUAAUUAUUUCAUCUGU